Molecule: messenger RNA, 1569 nt
Organism: Penicillium mononematosum
Lineage: Eukaryota; Fungi; Ascomycota; Eurotiomycetes; Eurotiales; Aspergillaceae
Product: glycosyl hydrolase family 79 C-terminal domain-containing protein
Exons: 2
Coding region: 1-1569 (522 amino acids)
Source: RefSeq, a predicted model, not a curated record
AUGGCCUACAUCUUGACAUUCAUUCUCUUGCUACAAGUCCCACUCGAUAGCCCUAAAAGGAUCCUUAGGCCCGAUAUCUAUGGCUAUUCCAUAGAACCCUCUUCUGUUGAUCCGUAUAUCCAGAGCAACUUGACCUCAAACAUAUUGAAGAACAUUGCCGAGAUUAUUGGGAAACCGGCACCGAUCAGAGUCGGAGGUAAUAUCGCAGAUCAGACGCAAUUCGAGCCCAGUUUGGGAACGCCGUCAUCUGCUCUGCCGAAUGACACCAAAGUGGAAGUUUUCCGUAUUCGCAAAGACUGGUUCGCCGGCUGGAGAGAUUAUUUCCCAAGCAGAACAGAUUUUGUUUACACGCUGAACCUACGUAACACUACUGGCUCUUGGUCAACUGCGAUGAAAGAAGCCGAAGCAGCGGUCCACGUUCUUGGCGAGUCCCUCUCCUUCUUCGAGCUUGGCAAUGAGAUCGAUCACUACAUCUCCAAAGGCUGGCGUAAACCGGGUUGGGACACAAAGCAAUAUACUCGCCAGUGGUACCAGCUCACCGAUCAAAUCCUGUCGUCCGCGUUCUACAAGCAAGCGAAGCGGAAGCCGCACUUUCAAGCAGCGGUAUUUGCAGAUCCACCAUGGGUCCCGGAUCAGCAGGACGAGGUCGACGAUUUUGAUAUUAUCAAUGUAACUCGUGCUGGACUGGUUGAUCCUAGCAUUAUUCAAACCUACGCAGUUCACCUCUACCCUCAGUCGACGUGCGACGCAGCACGUGAGAGCCGACUCUCUCUCGAUUUGCUUUCAGAUCACCAAGUCGUUUGGACCAAUCUUUCCCAAUAUAUCCCACAAGAGGCCGCCGCUCGAGCGGCUAACAGUUCACUUGUGCUCGGCGAGACUAAUUCUGCUUCAUGCAGUGGAAGGAGUGGCAUCAGCGACACUUUUGGUGCUGCUUUGUGGGGAACAGAUCUGGUCCUAACAGCAGCGAGCAUCGGUAUCGAGCAGGUGUUUUUCCAUCUGGGUCACCAGAGUGAAUAUUCAGCAUUCACCCCAUUGCCCUACAACUAUAAGGGUGAGGACCUUUCCGCCGGGAUCAGAGCGAACUUUUACUCGCACUUUUUCCUCGCACAUAUCUUAGCGGGCAACAAUGGGCGGCCUUGGGAAAUAGCCGCUUUGCCAGCCGCAAAUGCUUCCGAUUUCAGUGGCUAUUCCAUAUUUUCAGGCGAACAACAAUUAAAUCUCGAGAAGCUCGUGUUUAUAGAUUUGGGAGUAUGGAACUCCACCCAUGGGUUGCAUAACCCCUCGACUUUGUCCGUGACAGACUCUAAUUUUGCCUCUUCUGGUACCCGACCUCAGCGAAAAGUGCAGAUAGAUACCCCUUGGAAACCAGGAACAAGGAUAGAAAUCGUGAAGCUCCAGGGCCCUGGCACUAAUGCCAAGAGCGACGUUAACGUUUCGGGUGUCAGCCUGGAUUCCAGGACAGGUAAUUUGCGAGGUCAAACAAAAAGGGAAGAAGGAAUUGUUCAAAAUGGUGGUCUCGUGCAGAUCGAGCUUCUUCAGGCAGAGGCAAUGUUGAUACAGAAGGCUUAG